Messenger RNA from Drosophila novamexicana, 2106 nucleotides. RefSeq names its product probable WRKY transcription factor protein 1 (gene hebe). Bases 316 to 1698 code for a protein of 460 amino acids. The transcript has 2 exons. NCBI's taxonomy places the organism in Eukaryota, Metazoa, Arthropoda, Insecta, Diptera, Drosophilidae. The record is from RefSeq and is a predicted model, not a curated record.
UUGCGCUUUAACAACUUUAAGAGUCAGCCGUGUAUUUCGAAAGUUACUGUGUCCAGCCAACAAACGCGUGUGAUUUGCAGUAACAACUACGCAGACAAUUUUUUGUAUUAGACGCUUUUUGGAUGUUUGAAAAACAUUUGUAAUUUAUUAUGCAAAUGCAGUAAGCGAGCUAUAAAAAUUUUUGCUUAACACAGGCAAAGCACCGUUAGCAGACGGAAAGUAAAAGCGCGUAUCAGAUCCACACGAGACCCGCGUCGAGUCACACUCUCUCACACACACACAUUAGCAGCACACACACACAUACACAGUUGCAACAUGGCCGAUACCAUCAACAAGCCGAGCAUACAAAUUCGCAACGGCCUGCCGUCGCCCCUCAGCGACAAGAGCCCCUCGCCGGCCACCAAACUGCUGAUCAGCCAUGGCAAGCCCAACUUUACCAUAGCGCGUUCGCCCAAAGUGGAAGACAAUGGUAAUCCGCUGUCGCCGCAACCGAAUGCCAACAACAACUACAAUCCCUACAAGUGCGCCAACAACAACAGCAGCAACAGCAGCAACAGCAACAAAUUUGUGGUCGGCACCAAGUUCAAUGGCGUCUUUAAGCCAUCCACUGCAGCCGCCAGCUGGGCGACCAACAGCAAUGGCAAUGGCAACGGCAGCUCUGAGCAGAAUGAAGCCGCCAAGGUGGUGCUGCGUCGGCCCAAGCUAGCGGAAGCUGUGGAAGCGCCCGCAGCUACCGAGGACGAGAAUGUGCCGGAGUUCAUACGCCGGCAGCGACGCAUUCAGGAGCGUCUGGCCAAGGAGAAUGUGCUGGACUUUGAGAAUCGUCGCAGUGGUUACUUUACCCAUGUUAUGAUCUCGCCGGACUCGCCGAAUCGCACCUCCUUCGUGGAGACCAUGGCCAGUCCGGCCAUAGUGCCAGCUCUGGAAAUGCCGCUGCCGGCCAAGAUUGAGGAGGAGCAGACGCAGCAGCAGCAGCAGCAACAGUAUCAGGAGCAGGAGCAGGAACAACCAGUGGUGCUGUCAGCGCCAGUUGCGAAUGGACACAGCGAGCAGUUGGAGACGCAGGCGGAGCCACCUGCACUAUUGACCAACGGUCACAACGUGGAGCAGUUGGAGGUGCAGCCGCUUAGCAAUGGCCAUGCGCACGAUGAGGAUGUGGCGCCCGAGGAGGUGGCCAAGGCCAUUGAGGAGGUCAACAAAGCGGUGGCCGGCGAGGAUGAUGACAGCAAAACGGAAGUGGAGCAAGUGGCCAAGGCUGAGGUCGAAGUCGCUGUUGCCGCAGCUGCCGCUGCCAUUGAGAGUGCACCCGCUGCCGUUGAGGCGCAGGUGGAGGUGAUUACGCCGGCGCCCGCCGUGAGCGCACAGAAUGGAGACGCCGCCGCCGUCGCCGCCACCAAUGGCCACGAUGAGGCUAUUACCAUAUCCCAUACCAAUGGCCAUGCCAGCGAUGUGCCCAGCCUAGCCACGCCCGAUCCCAGCGGUGCGCUCGGCGUCAACUAUGAGCCCAAGACGGUGGUUAGCUUUGCCCAGGAGCUGGGCAGCGGUGAGAAUAACUAUCCCGACACGGUCAAGGUGACCAAGGAGACAGCUGCCUCGUCUGCCGAUGCACAGCUGCAGGAGUUGACUAAACUGAAGUUUGAUAUACAAAACGAUGCACAGAACGAGGUUCAUGUUACGCCCGUGCUGCGUGCAGACUAGGCGCCAGCAGCUGACCCCUCUCCCCCAGUACCACCAAUCCCCCGUGGUGCGAGUGAAGGGUUAUCGUUUUUAGUGCAAUUUGUUAUUAAUCAAAAAAAAAAAAAAAAUAUUGAACUAUCUAUUGUGUAUUUUGUGUUAGCCAAUAAGUUCAUUAUGAGAAAUGUUGCCAAAUUUAAUUUUAUGCUUUGCGCAUCAGUCAGUAUCCGUGUAACAUACACACACGCACGCACACGCACGCACACACACAAACACACACACAUACACAUACACUAAGCGCCAAUUGUUGAGGCGGUCGCCAUGCUAGGGUUUAGCCAUCGCGCGAUUCCCCCCUUAAGCCAGGCCACCAGCUACACUUAACUAUGUUUACUUCAAACAAUUUGCUUUAAAUAAAUUAUUAUUAUAAAACCA